AUGAAAGCCAAAGACACUGCCAGGCUUGACGCCAUUCGAUUCCUUAACGCGGCCCUGAAGCAGCGGGAGAUCGAAUUGAGGGAGGGCAGCAAGGCGCUGGGGGACGAUGACGUCAUCAGCGUGGUCCAGAAGCUGGCCAAGCAGCGGCGAGACUCGAUUGACAGCUACAAGCAAGGCGGGCGGGAUGACUUGGUGGCCAAGGAGGAAGCCGAGCUGAAGCUGCUCGAGGGGUACCUGCCGCAGCAGCUGUCGGAGGAUGAGGUCAAGGCCAUAGUGUCCGCGGCCGUGGCUGAGGUCGGCGCCACGUCGCCGAAGCAGAUGGGGGCGGUGAUGAAGGCCGUGCAAGCGAAAACGCAGGGGCGGGCGGACAACAAGCUGGUCAGCUCGCUGGUCAAGGCGGCGCUGUCCUCAUGA
Molecule: messenger RNA, 414 nt
Organism: Monoraphidium neglectum
Lineage: Eukaryota; Viridiplantae; Chlorophyta; Chlorophyceae; Sphaeropleales; Selenastraceae
Exons: 3
Coding region: 1-414 (137 amino acids)
Molecular function (GO): carbon-nitrogen ligase activity, with glutamine as amido-N-donor
Source: RefSeq, a predicted model, not a curated record